AUGUAUUUAAGUAGAAUAAGCAAGUUUUGGCAGUCACAAUAUUUUCAAAAUGGAAGGCGGUAUAGUCAUAACAUCGAACCGAAAAAAGACAUUCAAUUGAGAAAUAUCAAUAAAGUGUUGAUAGCCAACCGUGGUGAAAUAGCAUGUAGGGUUAUGAGAACUGCUCAAAAGUUAGGUAUAAGAACAGUUGCGGUAUAUUCAGAUGCGGAUAGACAAGCAAUGCAUGUUGAAAUGGCUGAUGAAGCAUAUCACAUCGGUCCAGCUCCUUCAACAUUAAGCUAUUUAAACGCUAACAAAAUAUUAGAAGUAGCUAAGAAGUCCAACAGCCAAGCAAUACAUCCCGGUUAUGGUUUCCUGUCUGAAAAUGUGGAAUUCUGCAAACAAUGUGCGAAUGAGGGUGUUAUAUUUGUUGGGCCUCCAACUUCAGCAAUUAGAGAUAUGGGUAUUAAAAGCACUUCGAAAGCAAUCAUGUCAAAUGCGGGAGUGCCCAUAGUGAAGGGAUAUCACGGAGAAGAACAAAGCACUAAUCAGCUGUUAGCUGAAGCUAGGAGAAUAGGCUUUCCGUUGAUGAUUAAAGCAGUUAGAGGUGGUGGAGGAAAAGGCAUGAGAAUAGCAAUGACGGAAUCAGAAUUUAUGACACAAUUGGAAUCUGCAAAACGGGAAUCUCUGAAAUCAUUUGGCGACGAUAACAUGUUGCUGGAACAGUACAUAACAGAUCCUAGACAUGUUGAGGUUCAGGUGUUUGCAGAUAUGCACGGUAACGCUGUACAUCUGUUUGAAAGAGACUGCUCCGUUCAAAGACGCCACCAGAAGAUUAUAGAAGAAGCACCUGCCCCCGGCUUAUCAGAAGAGACUCGUCGUGCUCUCGGCGAGGCUGCAGUCAGAGCAGCAAAGGCCGUGGGCUACGUUGGUGCUGGUACUGUCGAAUUCAUUCUGCACAGACAAACACACGAGUUUCACUUCAUGGAGAUGAACACUCGCUUACAAGUUGAACACCCUAUCACCGAGAUGAUCACAGGCACUGACUUGGUGGAGUGGCAACUUCGAAUCGCUUCUGGUGAGCCUCUGCCUGUUACUCAAGAAGACAUCAUAAAACGCGGGCAUGCAGUGGAAUGUCGGAUCUAUGCGGAGGAGCCGCGAGCUGGAUUUCUGCCACGCGCUGGAACUCUUCACAGACUUACUCAACCCACCUCUGAGGAGAAUGUUCGAAUUGAAACAGGAGUAAGACAAGGUCAAGAAGUUUCAGUUCACUACGAUCCCAUGAUAGCUAAGCUGGUUGUGUGGGGACGAGAUAGAAAUGAAGCGCUCGCUAAGACGCGCCGGAAGCUUUCUGAAUAUCAGGUAGCUGGCUUAGAAACGAACGUAAACUUUUUAUUAAGGUUGAGCGGCGCAAGCGCAUUCGUUUCGGGUGAUGUUCACACAGCGUUCAUCCCUCAACAUGAAGCUGAAUUAUUCCCCGAAUCGGAUUUACAUAUUAGCGAGGAAAGAGCCAUACAAGCUGCAUUGGGACAUAUUAUUAAAUCCCAAUUAGAGAACUCACCAAAUGACACGUGGAAAGGAAUCUCUGUAGCACCAACAUCCUGGAGACCGAACUACCAGCUUCAGAAAACAGUUCAUUUGAAGUUCGGCGAAAAAGACGUCAAAGUCGCCUUACAAUUUGAGAGCACACCAAACACAUAUCUAGUGCGAGUGAAUGAUGGUGAAUGGAAAAAGGCGGAAGCAUCCUUAAAACAGAGUGAAAACGGUCUCAGGCUGAUUACCAAGUUGGAUGACAAGACCAGUAAUGUCGGAUUACUCACAUAUGAUCAAGAAGUACACGUUUAUGACGAGAACGGACAAACAGUGCUCCAGCUACCAGUUCCAAAGUACCAGGCUGCUGUCAACGCGAGAUCUUCUCAGUCUUCAGACAAUGCAUGCUCGCCAACACCUGGUGUCCUUGAAAAAAUACUAGUUAACGCUGGGGAAAAGGUGGUAAAAGGACAACCCCUUUUCGUCGUAAUAGCUAUGAAGAUGGAGUAUGUAGUGCGGUCUCCACGAGAUGGCGUUGUUGCAAAUGUCGCGUCUUUGAAACAAGGUGACGCUGUAGGCAAGGGCGCUGAAGUUGCUCGCAUCGGCGCGUUGAGCAAUCCCGUUAGCGUUUCCACUCCACGUGCGAACCGAACCGGUGCGGCGCACCUCAAUGUCGCUCGUGGGCGGCUAUCCGCUGAAAAUAGCGAGCGGACCCGAACGAACGCCGGGUCGCAUCCGACGUUAACCGACAUCGAACCACCUUCUCCGUUCCGCACGUGCGCUCCGCUAUCCUCCAUCUCGCUCCCACAAACAGCUGAGUAUCAAAACAAAGAAACGAGACGGGCGGUCGCCGCUCCCGCUCGCCGGCCGGCCGGUGUCGCUCCGACGUCAGUUCUCGCUAGAACCGUGUCUAUCGUGGUUGUCUCCUGCGCGCGUACGUGCAAAGUUUAUUGCCGCGAAAGGAUUUUCCUUUGUCCCGAUCCAAACGGAUCCCGUCUUCGUAUUAUGAGUCCGCGUGUGAGCGUACACUCUCGGCCUAUUGAGGAGCCGGAUGUAAAAAGUGCGAAUCCACGUCGAAGUUCUCACAACUUACCGAAGUUUUGUGACGGAUACCCCGCGAAACGCGUGCGCCGGGCAAUUUGA
This is a messenger RNA of Leptosia nina, 2652 nucleotides long. NCBI's taxonomy places the organism in Eukaryota, Metazoa, Arthropoda, Insecta, Lepidoptera, Pieridae. The record is from the annotation of a GenBank genome assembly.